UGCCGUGCUCCCCGGCAGGUAGGGAGGGCUCCCCAGGGCACGGUCUUCCGAUGUGGCGGCUGUCGCGGACCCUCGGCCGGGUCGGAGGGCCGUGCCCCGCGGGCGGAGGCGGGUGCUGGGCCCCGGCGUGCCUCGCCGGGUGCCCGCAGCGAGCCGGGCGCUGGCUGGCCGUGGGGUCCCGACACCGGGCGGCGCGGCCGGCCGUGGACUACAACUCCCAGCGCUCCGCGGCGCGGCCCUCCGGCGGCGGCCGAGGAAACGAAAGCGGCCGCUCCGGGAGCCGACUUCACCUUCAGGCCGCAGCAUGAACGGCAGCGUGGCGGGCGGCGGCGGCGGCUUCUCCGAGGAGAUCAUCAACCUCACCCGCAGAUCCUCGGGGCUGGGCUUCAACAUUGUUGGUGGGACAGAUCAGCAAUACAUUUCCAAUGACAGCAGCAUCUAUGUCAGCCGGAUCAAAAAGGAUGGGGCAGCUUACCUUGAUGGCCGAUUACAAGAAGGAGAUAAAAUUUUAUCGGUUAAUGGCAGAGACCUGAAGGAUUUGCGGCACAAGGAUGCUGUGGAACUGUUCAGGAAUGCAGGCUGUGACGUGUCUUUGAAAAUUCAGCGCAGGUUACAGCCACAGAAUGGCCCUGUGGGUCAUCGAGGCGACGGAGAAUCAGGUGGGCUUCCUCUAGCAGCCAUUCUUGUGCCAGGCCUGGCGCUUGCUGCUACAGCGGUCUGGAUCUUGCUGAGGUAUCGACAGCGGAUGUGAAGAGUUCAUGUUUUGGAUAUCACUGCGUAUUUACACAGCUAUGAUGUAAUUUAAAGAUAGAGAAUCAACGAUCUUAUCACAGACUGAUGUCAAAGAGGAUCAUUGCCUAUCAUAAAGCUGCUGCUGAUGUUCUCUAUAUGUUGAUUUUGUUGCAGGGUGGAUGGAAGCAGAGAGGAAAAGGGGAAGGGAGAUGGCUGUUCACAUAGAGGGUGAGAUAGCUGUUUUUUUGACUAAUCUGAGGAGGUUUUGACAUCCCUCUCUAUUUUGCACCAUGAACUUUCAAACACUCAUCUAUACCAUGUUUUAAGAUAUGCGAUUUGGUUAAAGGGAGUGGGGGUUGGGGUGGUUUUAAAUCAGAAACAUUUACAAGAGGCUUUGCCUUGUUUCCACUGUAUUUUUCUUGAAAUUAAUGAACCCUGUCUGAACCAUGAAUAAAGAGAAGCAACACAGAGGGUAUAUUAUUUUUUCCACUGAAUUUCUGUUGGUUGUUGCUAAAUAAAUGCCUUAGGACAAACGUACAAAAUCUGAUCCAUGGCUUCACAGGUAAAAUCAUCAGUAUACCUGCUGAUUUAACAGUAAUGUGCAGUAUUGAUGAGGUAUUCUACCAGUUCUAGGAAGAUAGAAGAUAACCUGCUGAUUGACUGCUAAUUGUUGGGUCAGAACUGUAAGAGAAAGCUUUCCACAAAAUGCUAGCAUACCGGAGAGAGACCAGCAGAUAACUGAAUCACAAGGAUAAGCAGUGGCAAGAGAUUUGGGCAUGCUGAACCCGCAGAAGUGUCUUUGAAUUAGUAAUGAAGCAGUAUUCCCUCUCUCCGUCAAGUGGGUUGAAGUCUGCAUCGCUCAGGUUAAAGGUCUCUUUUGGGGGUUAUUUUUGUGUUGGGAAUACUUCAAACAAAGUUUUCUGUAGCAGCUAACUUGCUUUCUGCAGUCAGAGAAUCUUACAAUGAUUGAAAGGGAGAAGCCAAGAGAGACUGGGAUCAUCUUGGGUAUUGCUUGUUUGUGAAGACUGAUGUGAUUUCAGGAGAUAGAUUGGCAGAUGUAUGCCAGGGUAAGGCUUAGUGAGUAAAACCAAAGGGAGAGACCCUUGCCCUGGAAAGCAUGUUGCUGAAUUUACCUGCAGGGUCUCAUCACUGUGAUUUGAAUGCUUUUAAAUGCCUCAGCUGACAUGAGGUUUGUGGGGAAGACCUGUUUCUCUUGUUUCCAAGAUAUCAAUGUGUUUUGUUGUUUUUGUAAAAGAAAAGCAAAAUGCAUGGUCUGGUCUUGUAUGAUGCCAAAAAAAAUCCCAUAUGCAAUAUAUAUGUUCAAACAAAGAAAAACUGGUGUCUCAGUGCUUUACUUACCUCUGUUCUUUGUUACUCUAGCAGGAUGUUGCUGAUGUAUUUGAAAUUUUUGUGUGAUUGCUCAGGGCUGUAUUCCUGCUGUCUGCUAGAGAUAGAAAUGGUACAUUGUUAUACGUGACAUUCCUAAGUCACCAUGGAGUUUCAGAGCACUUGGACCACAUGAAAUCUUGUUUUGGCCUAUAAACUGCUCUAGUGUAAGGGGAAGAUGAAACAGGAGGAAUUUCGCUCAGUGUUCUUAGGGGAACAGACUUGAGGUUUGGUGAAUGUAUAUUGGUGUUGGAUGGCCUGGGCUGGUGCAUGCAGUGACUUGCCUUGGCCUGCAAACUGGUUAUGCCCGAUAGCAGAAGGGCUGCUGUUCAGGCAGAUCUUUGCAGAUGCAGCAUGAACCAGCUUGCUUGUCUGUGACCUGCUCUGAAUAUUUGGCUGUGGUGUCCACAUGGAGCACCUGCGUGGAUUAAGACGGAUGAUUAGAAGUUGAUGCUGUUGUGUCAGCCAUCAGAAUAAAGAUGCAGAAGGUAUGAAAAAGGUCUGUCUGGGACAAGCCUUUAGCUAGGCCUUGCCUGAGCUGAGUUUCUGGGAAACGGAGUAUGUGGAACAGGCUAGUAGGAUGAGGAUUUGCAGAAGGGAGUGGUUAGUUUUACUCAUUUCCAAUUGAAGUAAGCGCAGAAAGCAAAGCCUUUGAGUGUUUUUGUGUUUGUGGUUUUUAUUCAGCUUUGGGAUUUUGAUACUGUUCAGACAUGAUUGCCAUCUGGGCUGCAGGCAGUUUAUUAGAGAGGCAGAGUAUCCAAUGCCCAGAUAAUUGAUGUAGCUUAUUAAGCAAGAAAAGGCCCUUCUAGUGCAGUGUUCUUUUGGAUUUCUUUUCACAAUUACUGAGUACUUUUAAUAUAACAGCAUUAACUCAGUGUCUUUUCCAGAAGUCUGAAUAGUAGUUUUUACUCAGAAUUUAAACCAUCCAGUCUGACCCUCAGAAUCACCUUCCUACAUCUGCUGUCUUCAAACCAGUGCCUGAGGAGUACCAGCACUCAAUCCCCAGCCACCUCUUGUCCCAGUUAUUGACAAAAUCCUUGUGGAAAAUACACCUCAACCCCAAACUUUCCUGUGAUCUUUGGCUCAUAUUACUUUCUCUCAGCAGCUGGACUGUCUCAUCUAAACUUUGUGUGUUUCCAAAGUCUUUUCCACCAUGAAGUUUCUGUAGCCUUGAGUUUCAUCUUUACACUGAACAGUGUGUAUAUAUUGUCUGCAACUGUGAAAGAAAUGAAUUAAAAAUAAAUCUAAUGAGGACAGCUGGUAAAUGCAAGUGAUCAGAGUUUUAGCUUUUGUUACAACUUAAAUCUGAGUUUUAGGGAAAAAGGUAAGUUGAAAUUUUGAAGACAAACAUAAAAAGCAUUCUAACUGUAAUUUAUAAGUUUGGGGUUUUUGGAGAACUCAUUUGCCAUUAAUACUGAGCACAGCUGGAACUCUUAAAUCCCCAUGUUUCUCUCCCAUUCUCAUCUGUUCCCCCAACCCUAUUGUGAACUUACUGACCUGCUGAAGCCUGGAUUUACAUAUCCAUGUUUUAAAGGCAAAUCCAUCUAGUUUGUCUUCCUGUAUAUUCUAGACAUUUGUGUCUCUCAGAGUCUCCUGAAUUAUAUGUGCUAAUAACAUGUA
Strigops habroptila (Kakapo) is the source of this 3738-nucleotide messenger RNA. RefSeq names its product synaptojanin 2 binding protein (gene SYNJ2BP). The transcript has 4 exons. The coding region runs from base 305 to 751 and encodes 148 amino acids. Gene Ontology annotation, molecular function: protein binding. The record is from RefSeq and is a predicted model, not a curated record. Lineage: Eukaryota; Metazoa; Chordata; Aves; Psittaciformes; Psittacidae.